AUAGUGUACAAAAUUACAAAUACAAAACAAACGAGUUACGUGUAGCUCAAGCGAAAACCCAGCAAAUUAAACUGCCCAACGCCUUUUUCACUUUCCCCAUUCUCUCUCCACUGAAACUGCUCACUUUUUUCUGGUUAAUUUGGUACGAGGAAGGGGUAAAACGAGGUACUUGUUGUUGGGUUUUACAUAGUAUUAAUUUCCUAUAGAACUAGGAUUGGGAAGAAGUGUCACGGGAUUUGUUUGUGGGUUUUUGUUUAUCAUGUAACUUUUGUUGUUGUGACUUGUGAGAGUUUGUGAAUGGGGUUUGGUCUGAAUAGGAGGACAAAGAGAAGAGAAGAACAAGGAGAAGGAAAGAUGCGCAAGUCUUUCAAGGAUUCACUCAAAGCUCUUGAAGCUGAUAUCCAGUUUGCCAACACACUAGCUUCUGAGUAUCCAAGUGGUGGUGCCUGCUUCCAAUUGAGAUUGUCCUACAGCCCAGCUGCUCAAUUCUUCCUUUUCCUGGUUCAGUGGACUGAUUGUCACCUUGCUGGAGCUUUAGGAUUCAUCAGAAUUCUUAUAUACAAGGCAUAUGAAGAUGGGAAGACAACCAUGUCCAUUUAUGAAAGAAAAGCCAGUCUAAGGGAGUUCUAUGGCGUGGUGUUUCCCUCUUUAUUGCAACUUCACAGAGGAAUCACCGAUGUUGAUGACAGGAAACAAAAACAUCUAUGUGCUACUAAGUAUAAGCUUAAAGAUUUGACAAGCAAAGGAAACCUUUCUGAAAUUGACAUGGAGAGGGAAUUAGAGUGUGGUAUUUGCUUGGAGAUAAAUAGCAAGGUUGUAUUGCCCAACUGCAAUCAUUCAAUGUGUAUGAAAUGCUAUGAAGACUGGCAUGCAAGAUCUCAGUCUUGUCCUUUCUGUCGAGACAGUCUCAAAAGAGUGAACACUGAUGAUCUUUGGAUCUACAUUAGCAGCAGUGAGAUUAAUGACUUGGCUUCAAUCAACAAGGAGAAUUUCAAAAGAUUAUUUAUGUACAUAGAAAGUUUGCCUCUCACAGCCAGACCCUAUAUGCACCAUGCCAUAUAUCAUCACCACUAGUGAUUGCCAAUUAGUAGAAGCUCAUUCAAACUUAUAACAUUAAUUAUUUUAUUUUUAUGAUUCUCAGUUUCUGCAGGAAUUUAUCCAUUUGUAAAUACAAGUUACCUUUUCAUCACAGUCCAUAUUAUAUUCUCAUUUCAUUGGAAUUAA
This is a messenger RNA of Glycine soja, 1224 nucleotides long. RefSeq names its product E3 ubiquitin-protein ligase AIRP2-like. Gene Ontology annotation, molecular function: ubiquitin protein ligase activity. The record is from RefSeq and is a predicted model, not a curated record. Gene Ontology annotation, biological process: protein ubiquitination. The coding region runs from base 298 to 1074 and encodes 258 amino acids. Gene Ontology annotation, cellular component: cytosol. The transcript is spliced from 5 exons. Lineage: Eukaryota; Viridiplantae; Streptophyta; Magnoliopsida; Fabales; Fabaceae.